AUGACUACAUCAACAGCGACAACAAGAGCAAAUUUGUUAUCUGUUCCUGAAACAUUUUCAGACGGUGAUUUUGGACUGUGGUUACGAAAGUUCGAGCUGUGUUCGACGGCAAAUGGUUGGAAAGAGGAUGAAAUGUUGAAGCGUUUACCGACGCUAUUAUCGGGCAAAGCGUUUGUAGUGUUCGAGCGGCUUGGAGACGACAAGAAGGAAGAUUUCAAAGUCCUUAUAGCAGCGAUAAAGGAAGCGUUCGGCGGCGAUGAAACAAGCAAACAUAUUGCUAUGAUGGAGUUUUGUCGACGUGCGCGCAAGCCUGGAGAGGACAUUCAAGUUUUCGCGUAUGGGUUGGAAACAUUGCUCAGCCGAGCGAUCCCUAAUAUCGGGAAUGACGAGAGAGAUACGCUUUUAAAACAACAAUUUAUUGAAGGAUCGUCUCCUGCGCUAAAACGGGAGCUAUUGCAAAGACCGAGCCUGAAAUACGAGGAGACCGUCAAGAUUGCACAACAAUUAGAUUUGACACCCGAGCUGUCAAGUCUAAAUACUGAUCAUGAUGUGAACCUGACGAGAGUUCAGAGAGAGAACGUAUCUAGCAGCGAGUCAACAGUG
Messenger RNA from Paramuricea clavata, 603 nucleotides. Lineage: Eukaryota; Metazoa; Cnidaria; Anthozoa; Malacalcyonacea; Plexauridae. The record is from the annotation of a GenBank genome assembly.